Messenger RNA from Hemiscyllium ocellatum (epaulette shark), 9916 nucleotides. Its product is annotated as SWI/SNF complex subunit SMARCC2-like. The record is from RefSeq and is a predicted model, not a curated record. Lineage: Eukaryota; Metazoa; Chordata; Chondrichthyes; Orectolobiformes; Hemiscylliidae. The coding region runs from base 54 to 3293 and encodes 1079 amino acids. Gene Ontology annotation, cellular component: nBAF complex; npBAF complex; SWI/SNF complex. The transcript has 28 exons. Gene Ontology annotation, biological process: positive regulation of DNA-templated transcription. Gene Ontology annotation, molecular function: histone binding; nucleosomal DNA binding.
UGCUGUUUGCUGCUUCUUUGCCCAUAUCUUGUCUCAGUGAAUUGCUAUUGAAGAUGGCGGUGCGGAAGAAGGACGGAGGCCCGAAUGUGAAAUAUUUCGAGGCCUCAGAUACGGUGUCGCAGUUUGAUAAUGUGCGCCUGUGGCUGGGGAAGAACUAUAAAAAGUACAUCCAAGCAGAGCCACCAACAAACAAGUCUCUUUCCAGUCUGGUUGUCCAGCUGUUGCAGUUCCAGGAGGAGGUGUUUGGAAAGCACGUAAGCAAUGCACCUCUUACCAAAUUGCCAAUGAAAUGUUUCUUAGACUUCAAAGCUGGUGGAGCUUUGUGCCAUAUUCUAGCUGCUGCUUACAAAUUUAAGAGUGACCAAGGAUGGCGACGCUUUGAUUUUCAGAACCCUUCCCGCAUGGACCGCAAUGUGGAAAUGUUUAUGACUAUUGAAAAGACACUGGUUCAGAACAACUGUUUGUCUCGACCCAACAUCUAUAUAAACUCCGAUAUAGAACCUAAGUUACUGAGUAAACUAAAAGACAUCAUUAAAAGGCACCAGGGUACUGUUACUGAGGACAAGUCAAAUGCUUCACACGUUGUUUACCCUAUUCCCGGCAGCACUGAAGAAGAAGAGUGGGUGCGGCCAAUAAUGAAGCGAGAGAAGCAGGUCCUCCUACAUUGGGGUUAUUGUCCUGACAGUUAUGAUACAUGGAUUCCAGCCAGUGAAAUUGAGGCAUCAGUUGAGGAUCCCCCACCAACUGAGCGGCCCCGGAAGGUUCAUGCUAAGUGGAUAAUGGACACUGAUACUUUCAAUGAAUGGAUGAAUGAGGAGGACUAUGAGGUGAAUGAUGACCGGGCACCUGUUGUUCGAAGGAAGAGAAUUUCUGCCAAGACAUUAACAGAAGAGGUGCACAGCCCAGACUCAGAUCGGAGAGAUAAGAAGGGAAGCAGUCACAAAAAACGGAAACGUUCCCCUUCUCCUUCACCAACUCCAGACUCCAAGAAAAAGAACACCAAAAAAGGACGCAGUCCUGCCACACCAUAUGCCAAGUCAAAGCGAGGACAUCGAGAGGAGGACCAAGAGGACCUGACCAAGGACAUGGAUGAACCCUCCCCUGUCCCCAACGUAGAAGAGGUCACACUACCGAAAAGUGUGAACACGAAGAAAGAUUCUGAAUCGGCUCCAGUGAAAGGUGGCACUAUGACUGAUCUCGAUGAGCAAGAGGAUGAUAAUCUGGAGACGACUGGCAAGGAUGAGGAAGAUACUUCUGCUGGAAACAAAGGGGAACAAACAAAAAAUCCUGAUUUGCAUGAGGACAAUGUUACAGAGCAGACUCACCACAUUAUCAUACCUAGUUACGCAGCAUGGUUUGACUACAACAGUGUCCAUGCCAUUGAACGACGUGCUCUUCCAGAAUUCUUUAAUGGAAAAAACAAGUCCAAAACCCCAGAGAUUUACCUUGCCUAUCGUAAUUUCAUGAUUGACACCUACCGUCUGAAUCCACAGGAGUACCUCACAUCGACAGCGUGCCGCCGAAAUCUUGCAGGAGAUGUUUGUGCAAUAAUGAGGGUGCAUGCUUUUCUCGAGCAAUGGGGACUCAUUAAUUACCAAGUGGAUGCAGAAAGCCGACCGACACCCAUGGGUCCUCCCCCAACAUCGCAUUUCCAUGUGCUUGCUGAUACACCUUCCGGUCUGGUGCCUCUUCAGCCCAAAGCUCCACAGACAUCAGCAUCCCAGCAAAUGCUUAAUUUCCCUGAUAAGAACAAAGAGAAAGCAGCAGACAUGCAGAACUUCGGACUGCGUACUGAUAUGUACGCUAAGAAAAAUGUUCCUUCUAAGAGUAAAGCAGCUGCUAGCGCUACCAGAGAGUGGACAGAACAAGAAACACUUUUACUGCUCGAGGCACUGGAGAUGUAUAAGGAUGAUUGGAAUAAAGUCUCAGAACAUGUAGGCAGUCGCACACAGGAUGAAUGUAUCUUGCAUUUCUUACGUUUACCGAUAGAAGAUCCAUAUCUUGAAGACUCUGAAGCCUCCUUAGGUCCGUUGGCUUACCAGCCAAUCCCUUUCAGUCAAUCUGGCAAUCCUGUCAUGAGCACUGUGGCAUUCCUGGCUUCAGUGGUUGACCCACGUGUGGCAUCAGCUGCUGCAAAAUCUGCAUUAGAGGAGUUUUCGAAGAUGAAGGAGGAGGUCCCCUCAGCUCUGGUAGAAGCUCAUGUAAAGAAAGUAGAAGAUGCUGCUAAAGUCACUGGGAAGGCAGAUCCAACAUAUGGACUGGAAAGCAGUGGAAUUGCAGGAACUACCCCAGAUGAGCCAGAGAGGUUGGAGGAGGCUGGCGAUGAAAUGAAGUCAGAUACCCAAUCAUCAGAAGAGAAAAAAGAAACAAAGGAGAACAAAGAAGUAGUAGUGGAAGAUGAAAGUAAGGAGAAACAGCCUGACUCUUCGAAAAAGGAAGAAGAUAAAACAAAAGAAUGUGAACCAGAGAAAGAAAAUGAAAAGGCUGAGGUAGAAGUAGCAGACAUAGAAAGAGAGAAAGAAAAUAAAGAAUUCCCGGAGGAUGGAGCAAAGAAGGAUGGCGAGUCAGAAACAGAUAAGAAAACAAAACUAGAGAGAGAUAUUGGUGAAGGGAAUCUGUCGACAGCAGCAGCAGCAGCAUUAGCUGCAGCUGCAGUUAAAGCAAAGCACCUUGCUGCAGUGGAGGAGCGAAAAAUCAAAUCAUUGGUAGCACUACUUGUUGAAACACAGAUGAAGAAGCUUGAAAUCAAACUGCGACAUUUUGAAGAACUUGAGACUAUUAUGGACAGAGAGAGAGAGGCUUUGGAAUACCAGAGACAACAGCUUCUCUCAGACAGACAAGCCUUUCACAUGGAGCAACUGAAGUAUGCUGAGAUGAGAGCACGGCAACAACAUUUUCAACAAAUGCAUCAACAGCAGCAACAACAGCAUCAGCUCCCAUCUGGCCCCCAGGCCAAUCAACAGCCAGCCAUCAUUCCUACAUCUGUGCAACCAGUACCGCCUGCUGCAGUUCAACAGGGAACUGUAAACCAGGGUUCAGGUGAUUCCAUAACUCAGUCCAUUCCACAACAACAGCAGACACCACCAACACCACAACAGCACCAGCAGCAGCAACAGGCUCAACCUGCCGUUCUUCCUCAUGGUCAGCCACCAUUUCCAAGUCAACAAGCUCCAAAUCAACUGAUGCCCAGUAACAUGCCUGUUGGCAUGCCUGCGAACAUGUCUGAACAAGGCGCCACAAUGCAGACAGAAGUGAUGGCGACUCCAUCAGCGGCAGUGCCCCCAUCACAAUGAAGUGCAACACCUGAAGCAAGACACAGCAUUUUCUCGAGAAUGGAUAUGGUGUACACAUGUGAAGAUCAGUUUGGGUGGAUAUGCUGAAAUGUACUCAUUCGCAAGUUUAAUGUGAUCAAAAGAAUCCACAAUUCUGAUCUUUAGUGGAGGUGAUUCUGGUGUCAGUAUUGUAAGAGGUGAUGUGUGCAAUGGAAAGUGACAAUGCUACACAGACCAAUGUAAAACUCAUUGUAUACAAUUACGCUAUUAUUGCUAAUGCUACACCAUCCAUGCUCUCGAUUUGAAACUACCUAGGUUCUGUUGCAAAUAAUACAAACUAUCAUCUUUAAUUUGAGUGAGCAUGCCCCUAUUUUGUUCAAUGCUUUGUUGAGUUUUGCUACUUUUCAUAUUGUGUCAAUUGUGAAAUAUCUUGUGCCAAUUUUGGGAGAAUUUGAUGCUGAGAAGACAGUAACUGCCCAUGCAACUUUUUACUUUGUUCUUUCUUUGCAAUCAGCAGUUUACCUGCUAAAUAAUUCUGCCUUUAGCCCUGGUCCAUUGUAGUGUGGUAAUAUUGUCAAGUUGGGCUGUGGCUAAGCCAAAAGUUUGAAAUUCCAAGUUCUAUCUUUAUGAGACACCAUACUUCAAGACUCUGUCUUCCAUUUUCAUUCAGAAGGUUCCAAAAUCAUUGUGUUUGAAUGUGCGAUUAGGAGUAAGGCAAAGCAGAAGAAAGGCUGACCCAGUGAGAAUUGGCCCAGGACAGGAAGAUGUGCAAGUGAGCCCAUGACAGGAGCUUUAAAUCUGAUGUUUCAGUGUCAACCCCUGUGAGAAGGUGGUUUUUGGCAUAAAGGCACCUCGUUCCAGACCUGUUUUCAAGCCUUUUCUGACUUUGGGAAAGAGCUGGACUUAAUUUGCUGUUGAUAAGUUGAACAUAUUAGUGCUUCACUUUCAGUUAAAUCAUGUCAGUAGCAAGAGUUCUAGCCUGUUAGACCUGGCAGAUGAAGGUGUUUCUUAGUGGUAUCUGCUUAUUUGUUUUCAAGUUUCCUCCUCCUUAGGAUGAAGCAAACCUUAAAAUGGGAUUGUCUUGUUGGGACUUCACCCAAAAGCAGCCUGUGGGGGAGAUUUGCCUGGGCCUUCACCUAGAUGUUGCACCUGAGAGCACUGAUCUCUGGACAGUCAGUAAACUGGCUGAGAGCACAGAGCCAGGAAAUCUCCCCUCCUAUUUUAGUUUUUUUUUAAUCCAGACAUCUUUAGUAACCAAUCUCGCUGAAAAUGGUAAUAUUUCAAAUAAUGGAGAACACAUCAAAGUUGCUGAUGUCGCAAUGAUUCUUCGUGUCCUAAGUAUUGUGUUGGUUAAUAAGGGUUGGUAUGUCUUGUAGCUGAUCGAAUUAGUGAUAGUUAUCAUGAUGAGAUUUGCAAUUUCCAAAUGAAGUAGGAGGCCAAUUAUAUUAUUUGAUGGACUGUGUAUGGCUUUCUGGUCCAGACACCAUUUCAUUGAUUGCUGUGUGUCAAGCUGGGUCCCAAGGGAUACUACACUGCUGUCAAGAAAGUAAACUCUCUAAUGAAUUUGUUUAGGAGAGAAAUCUAAGUAAAAGCUCAUACAUGAUUCAAUGCAGUUUUUAUGUUGUAAGUAAAAUGCCGUGCUUUACACAAAGUUUUGAGUUUUUCACUCCCCUAUUCAUUUGGACAUUUGGGUCCCUUUUUGUUAAAAUGUUGAUAGUUUAGAUACCAAGAAGCAGGUAGUCAUAUUGUCCUGCCCCAUAACCCCGCAGAAUAGCAAAGUUGUUGCACGGUCCAAAUAUAUAAUUUUUCCACUCAUGACAUUGGGAAGAUUUAAGGAUUUAACCUCCUAUUGUUUAACCCAGAAAUGUAUCAAGCUUAAAAUUUUCUUUCUUGUGAGUUUAUUUCUAAAACAAGAAUUCAAAGUUUUAAUAUUGUAAUGGGAUUGUUUCGUAAAUCCUACUUUAAUGGGGUUAUUAACAGUGACAUGAAUGUUAUUGGGUUGUAGAUACAGAAAUGCAUCCUGCUGUCUUGAUCCCAAACAGACACAGAUGGACACACAUUGGCGUGCACACUGGCACACCCAUUUGCAGGCACAAAUAUGUGCACGCAAACUCUUUAAAAUGAAUGAUCAUUUUAGGUUAGAGGAUUGCUUGCUGACUAGCCACAGUUCAAAUGUACAGUUACCAUAGAUCACAGUGUACAAGUCAACUUUUGAAGCCUCUCAUUCUUUCCAAAAAUGGUGUUGACUUAUAUGUCGAGCAUAAGGUGCGAACAGCUGAUGUUUGGUGCAGAUGAUUAUCAUUUUAAAAUGAGAAAAAAAUUUCAAAUUAAAUCAUUGACGUGUUUUAUUGAUUACUUCCACUUCACCCACAUUCAAUAUGUUUUUUUAAAUGUUAAAUUGAUUGUUUGUUGCAAAGAGAUCAUCAUUUUGAUCCAAAUCACUUCAGAUAUGGCCUCACCAGAAGGAUCCUCCUCUGGAAAAGUUUAGUGCUUUCAGUUUUUGAAUCAUCUCUGCACCAGAAUUCAUUUUCCUCUCCACCCAUUGAAUUGCAUAUUCUGCAACGUUUGAAAGAUCUGAUGAUAGUUUGUGCAUUAAUAGCAUCCCACAAUUUGUUUGCAAACAUCAUUUGGGAUAGCAUGCAUAUUUCCACUCUUUCUUUUUCUCCAUCUAUCCAUCCGCUUAUUCCAUUUGCAAAAACAUGAUUCUUCACUGGCUUGUUGAUGCGCACAUCCAAAGGUUGGACUCCACACAUUCCACCCACAGUAUAAUUACAACCUUGGUGUUAAUUCCUCACAGAUGCCUCUUAAUGUUAUUGGAUUUAUGCCAUCUGAGCACAUUCUGCAGCAAAAAGCUGUAUGAUUUAUAUAGGCUAUCAGGAUCUCUGCUCCAAUCUUAUGAAACCAUAGCUCCACUUCAUCUGACCAGAGUCACGGACGUGCACAGAAAUUCCUGCAGGAACUUGAUUUUGGUAUGCUUUUCAUUUGAAAGUUACCAUAGCCUCUAAUUUUAUUCCAUUUGUCAUGCAGGCUGGUACUACCAUGAAUCAUUCUCAUGUCUUAUGGUUUUUACUAGAACUGUUUUUGCACCAUUCUAUUCAAUAGUUCAGUUGUUGGGCAUAUCGCAAUGCGUGAACAUUUCAUCCAUGACCUAAUGGUUUUACAUGUUUUUGCUGCUGUCUGAUGGUGAAACUGGUUGUUUUUGCAUCAAGGCCUUUUGAUUAUCUCUGAGCAAUCUUGGUCUGCUACCACAAGAUUAGACAUUUUUAUUUCAUGAAGUGGCUACACCAGCUGUUACUGAGUCUUUGCUGGAUUGUGUUUGAUUUGGUCUUUGCUGGACUCAGUUUGAUUUAAGCGCAUGUAUAUGCAUGCCAACAACAUUGAUUCAAUUUCUGCACUCACUGAGGUUACUUCUCAAUCUCUCCCCUCGCCUCAGAUGUGAUGAUCCUCAGAUUAAACCAUCACCAGUCAUAUCCCUUGAAUGAGAGAGUAGCCCUAUGGUCUGGUAAGACGAUAGCACCUGCAUUUCUGGUGAUGACCUAGCCAUUCUUAGAACUCAAGGGACUGUAUUAAUACAUGCUUCUCCAGACCAGACCAUUGGCUGGUCCCCACUCUCAGGUGUGUUUAGUCUUGGACAUCUCCCUCAGGGCGGAUUACUCCUGCUUCCAGACUUGCACCAGUUUUUUUCACUUCACAAACUCUGACAUUACAGCAUAGUUAAUAGGCAAGUUAGCAAAUUUUUACUGGAAGACCCAUUUCUGUUCUUCAGUCACCAUGUGUGUCUAUUCUUUGUGUGCAUGCUUUCAACUUCAAUUGUUUCAUCAUGGUGACACAGUCUAUGCCAACUGCUUGAUCCCAUGUGUUGACUUAUGAGGUGAAAAAUAAAGACCAACUCCUAAUGCGAGUACAAUUCUUAGUAGAAAAGUGGAUCUGCUUGAAUGUCAAGUCUAGGCCUAAACAUGUAUUUGGCUCUGGAAAAAUGGGGUUGUUUUCUACUCUGUGAUCUACAGUACUUGAAAUUCAUUAAAUUCUUAAUGUUACAAUUUAACUGCUACAAUAGCUGCGUCAUAUCAAUCCUGUCCAGACUUUGCUAAAGUCAACGUCAUGAUUCAAGUGGUUAACGUAGUGGACAACAGCUACUUGUACACUAUCAUCUGGAAUUUGAAACACCAGCCUUAGUGAGUAGCCAGUAGUUGCUUAGGUGCUAGAUGAGGAACAGACAUUACCUGAGGAAUCAGCUCCUCAUUAUGCUGAGGAAAUGAGUGGAUAAAGCAUGUGUUUAAUCGUUGUUUCUGGGAGAAUUGAGCCUUCUUUGUACAGUGUUUUAUUGGGGCAAAUAGUAGCUGUUCUGGAUAGUCACUAAUAUUAAUGCUAUCAUUGCUAAAGUAGUGCCAAUAGUUUGUUUAAUGAAAGGCCUCAUGUCUUCCAUCUGUUCUUAAUCCUGGAAUUCCAUUUGAAGGCAUAAAAGAAAGUAUUGGAUGAUACCGUAAUGUUUGUUUGCCUUUUAAUGGGGAAUGCUGGGACUACCAGUAGGUUGAUAGAGAGGAGGAUGACUAUAUUAGGGGUUGAUGAAAACCAUCUUCAGUGACUGCUUGUCAAAGAAGAAUGUCGAGAUUUUUCUUGAUGUUUUAAGCUGCCCACUUAGAAAUACGUUUAAACUCCUAGCCAGCUUCUCAUAUGCUUCUUAUGCCUUCUGAAUAAUUCCUGCAAACAUUAGAAAAUACUUCGUUAAAAUUGCUGGGCUUUUUCCUUUUCAUUGCAAAAAAAAGAGAGCCAAGCUCUGCCAAUUUUGAGCUCUCUGUCACUGAAGGGAAUAGCAACCUGACAGAAUCAGCAUACAAAUUGAGAUUAAAUUAACAGGUAAUGGAACACGUGUCAUUUUUGCUUAUAAUGCAUCAAGAUAGUCUUAUUCUUUUGUUUAUACUCUUUUUUUUCCAAUUCUGGGAAACACUAGCUGAUGGUGAUCUGCCCUUCAGUGCCAAAUCCCGCAUGUUUUCAUAUUCAUCUGAUCCUCCCACCAAUUUAAUGUGCAGGGUGACAAAUAGCUGAAUCGUGUACAUGGCUCCACAAACGUUGUCAAUGCCAAUGUAUAGGCUAUGUCGAGUGAAGUUACCCAUUCUCAUUCAGAAGACAGGUACUUUGCCAGUGCUAUGUGCUCCCUGCAGUAGCAGUGAUCAUUUCUGGAUAUAAGGGCCAAUACAUCCAACCUAGUAUGAGCAGAGCAGUGGAGCGGUUUGUGUGCUUCAUUCAGUUGAGUGUGAUUUGAGCUUUUACCGCCAGGCUAAGAACAGUUGCAAAUGAAUUGAUACCAGCUUGAUGUUCUUUUCUGUCAAUUGAAAUAAGGCAAGUGUAAAACUGGGUGCUGAAUCACCUCACCCUAUCCUUCCAGCCUGUCUUUGGUUAGACAGUAAAAUCCUCUUGUCCCUAAACUCAGCUACUUCAUUUUUACCAAGUUGGUGUGAAAGUGUUGUCCUGUAAGGAUUAGAUGACUUAAUAAGGAUGGUUUUUAACUAUCAGCGGAAAAUCUAUUCCUGCCAGGAAGGUGAGACCUUGCCUCCAUUCAAAUAGGAGAGCUGUAGGGCCUACCCUGAGCAAAACUGGAUAUACCAACUUAUUAUAUCCAGAAAUUACAAUCAUUGUCUAAUAGCUGCUACAGGAGCUGAACUGCACCAUUGAACAAGGUCCUGAAUAUUCAGCCAAGCAUAAAGGACAAAAUGGUGAUCAGGAUUGGAGCACACGCGGAAUGGGAAGUGCCACACUUUGAAAUCGAAGCCCAGACAGUUUCACUGGCUGCAUGGAGUUCAAAUUGGCCCUGAUAAUCUGAUAAAUAUGGCAAGUGUUAUGAAUGAGGGAAUUGCAUGGCUUGAGGGCAGGAGGUCAAUGUAUACAUUUUCCUUAAAAUGUGGCUUUUUUAUUGCAUAUUUGCUCAUUUGUGUUAAUAUUUUCUUAUUUUAAGUUGGGAAUGCCUAGCUGUGUACUAUGCUGGUGACAUACAUCUGUGCUGUACAUUCCCUGUUCUCAGCACACUAAAAAUUAGAUUUUUAAAUAGAGUUUGAAGCUUAUUUUUGAAACAAGCCAGUGUUUUUGAUUGCUCAGAUGAAUUAUUACUGCCAUGGAAUCAUCCAGACUCACUCCCAUUUCAUCACACUAGAAGCUUCUAGUGACAUUCAAAUAAUUCAUGAUACGUUCUGAAAAUUACAGUAUUACCUGAAAAUGUUGUCAGUCUUUCCUGAAAUUCAUUUCAAUGGAGCAUGAAGGAAUCCAUUUUUUAAAACCAUGAAAAUAAAUGAACUGAAAAUUCUCGUGGCUUAUCAUAUGUGCAUGAGUAUAUCUGUUACAAUAAUUAGGUCUUCCUAUCACUGAUUUAAUGGGUAGUGAGGUAUGACCUUUGUGAAACUUACCUUCUGGCUCAUAUUGUCCUAAGAAAGUUUGAUUUAUUUUCAUGUGUUACAACAGUCAGCUGUUCAUGCAGAGUAUCUUAAAAGUAAAACAAAUUCUCGGCAAUCCUUUAAAAAUGGACUGUUCUUUUUACAAAUUGAUAUUUCAAUAGUAGUGUUUUGUCAAAAUGUAUUUAGUCUGUAACUCUGUAGUCUAUAUAGCUUUCGCUAUUAUGGGAAACUGCUAAGAAAUAAAUUGUACUUACUAAA